AUGAUGAAAGGGCGUGUUUCUCGGAAGCCAAGCAAGAGGUGUAUGAACGAUGAAGCUCAAUUUCAUGUUUUAGCAGUUGAUGAUAGCCUUCUAGACCGAAAACUGAUUGAAAGGCUGCUGAAGAACUCAUCUUAUCAUGUUACUACAGUGGAUUCAGGAAGCAAAGCUCUAGAAUUUCUGGGUUUACAUGAGGAUGGCCAGAGAAACUCAAACCCACCUUCAGUUUCUUCACACCAUAAUCAGGAAAUAGAAGUAAAUCUCAUCAUCACAGACUACUGUAUGCCUGGAAUGACAGGCUAUGAUCUGCUAAAAGGCACUGGAACAUACAUUCAUUAA
Macadamia integrifolia is the source of this 336-nucleotide messenger RNA. Its product is annotated as two-component response regulator ORR4-like. Bases 1 to 336 code for a protein of 111 amino acids. Lineage: Eukaryota; Viridiplantae; Streptophyta; Magnoliopsida; Proteales; Proteaceae. Gene Ontology annotation, biological process: cytokinin-activated signaling pathway; phosphorelay signal transduction system. The record is from RefSeq and is a predicted model, not a curated record. The transcript has 4 exons.